Messenger RNA from Oncorhynchus masou masou (cherry salmon), 786 nucleotides. RefSeq lists its product as uncharacterized. The record is from RefSeq and is a predicted model, not a curated record. Lineage: Eukaryota; Metazoa; Chordata; Actinopteri; Salmoniformes; Salmonidae. The coding region runs from base 1 to 786 and encodes 261 amino acids. The transcript has a single exon.
AUGUCUCCUCAGUCCGGUGACACCUGUUCCGGCUCCACAUAUGAAGCGUCCAGUGAUGAUCCAUGGCCCGAAGUCCCCAGUGAUGAGCCAUGGCCCGAAGCCCACAGCGACAAUCUCCGGCACGAAGCACCCAGCGACGGCCCAAGGCACGAAGCCCCGCAGCGACAAUCCCCAGCACGAAGCCCCCAGCAACGGUCCCAGGCACGAAGCCCCGCAGCGACAAUCCCCGGCACGAAGCCCCCAGCAACGGUCCCAGGCACGAAGCCCCCAGCGACGGUCCCCGGCACGAUUUCCCCAGCGACGGUCCCCGGCACGACGCCCGCAGCAACGGUCCCCGGCACGGAGCCCGCAGAGGCGGUCCCCGGCCCGGAGCCCCCAGCGACGGUCCCCGGCACGGAGCCCGCAGAGACGGUCCCCGGCCCGGAGCCCCCAGCGACGGUCCCCGGCACGGAGCCCGCAGCAACGGUCCCUGGCCCGGAGCCCGCAGCGACGGUCCCCAGUACGUCUCCUCAGUCCGGUGAGACCUGUUCCGGCUCCACAUACGAAGCCUCCAGUGAUGAUCCAUGGCCCCGGCACGACGCCCCCAGCGACGGUCCCCGGCACAAAGCCCCCAGCGACAGUCCCCGGUCCGGAGCCCCCAGCGACGGUCUACAGUCCAGAGGCCCAUGCGACGAUCCCUGCACCAGAGGCGCCACCGAAGUGGGGGAGCAUCAAACGGUGCGGGGUCUGCAUCCCGCACCGGCGGCUCCACCGAGAGUAGAUGCCCGACACGGACACGCACCUUAG